Molecule: messenger RNA, 1093 nt
Organism: Lonchura striata (white-rumped munia)
Lineage: Eukaryota; Metazoa; Chordata; Aves; Passeriformes; Estrildidae
Product: translocon-associated protein subunit beta
Cellular component (GO): endoplasmic reticulum; membrane
Source: RefSeq, a predicted model, not a curated record
GUGAGGCGCGCUUCGGUGCGUCAUUUCCGCCGCGGUGGCGCUGCCUCGUCCUUGCGGCGUUGGCGGCGGCAGAGGCGAUGAAGCUCCCACUUCUUGCCGUGUUUGCCCUGGUGUCUGUGGCUCGCUGUGAGGAUGGCGCCAGGCUCCUGGCCUCCAAAUCCCUGUUAAACAGAUACGCAGUGGAGGGCAAGGACUUGACUUUGCAGUACAACAUCUACAAUGUUGGCUCCAGCGCUGCCCUAGAUGUGGAACUGUCGGAUGAUUCCUUCCCCCCAGAAGAUUUUGGCAUCGUCUCUGGCAUGCUCAGUGUCAAGUGGGACAGGAUUGCUCCAGCGAGCAACGUGUCCCACACCGUGGUUCUACGGCCUCUCAAGGCUGGGUACUUCAACUUCACCUCUGCCUCCAUCACGUACCUGGCUCAGGAGGGUGCCCCGGUGGUGGCUGGCUUCACCAGUGCUCCCGGACAGGGAGGAAUCCUGGCUCAGCGUGACUUCGACAGGAGGUUCUCCCCUCACUUUCUGGACUGGGCGGCAUUUGGCGUGAUGACCCUGCCCUCCAUCGGGAUCCCCCUGCUGCUCUGGUACUCGAGCAAGAGGAAGUACGACACCCCGAAGAGCAAAAGGAGCUGAGCAAAGUCCAAUGCCAGCAGCAGCCCAGAGCUUGGGAAAGGACAACCCCGAACCCCCAGAACAGCGGCUGGGUUGGGAUGGCACAGUCCCCUGCGAGGUGCUGCCUGCGCCGUGCUUCAGCCCUCUGGGCAAAGGAUUCGGUGGCUGCAGCAGCAGCUGUGAGGUGUCCUCUGUGUUCUAAUGGAGAAACAAGCAAACAGAAAAAAGAACAACCAGAAGUCCCAAAGUGCCUUGUCCAGCCCCUUUGGAGGUGGAACCCCUCUCUCCUCUGCAGCUGCAGCAAUCCCAGCAGCACAGCAUGUUAGUGCCCAGAGGGGCCUGUCUGUGGGGCUCUGCCCCUGUGCUGCCUCCAGCUCCCAUCUGCCUGCUGCAGUUUUCUGCAGGGUAUUGUUAAGAAUGUGUUCAGUCUCCUGUGAAAAUUUAAAAAGUUUAAUAAAGGACAAUAUGAGACAAGGACAAGCAAA